GACUGGCCCGCCUGUAGGGAGGGGGUGUGGCGAUGUGGCAGGGACUGCUCGGUCUGGUAGCCUUGGGGCAGAGGCUCGGGGGAGGUGCGGCGCUGUGCCGCCGGCUGGACGCGUUGACAGUCAGCAGGAAGUUCAGCGCAGGCAUGGAGGAAGAGGCGAAGCAGAAGGCUGGCUACAUGGCUGUGGACAACCAUGUGCAGAAUAACCAAGCUUUGGGUAUCGGGAGUGGAUCCACAAUAGUCUAUGCCGUGGAGAGAUUAGCUAAGCGGGUUCGAGACGAGAAUCUGAAAGUCGUGUGUGUACCUUCCUCCUUCCAGGCCCGCCAACUGAUCCUACAGCAUGAUCUGCCCCUCAGUAACUUGGACAGACACCCUGAGCUUGAUGUUGCCAUUGACGGAGCUGAUGAGGUGGACUGUAACCUCAACUUAAUCAAAGGCGGAGGAGGCUGCUUGACUCAGGAGAAGAUCAUUGCUGGCUGUGCAAAGAAGUUCAUUGUCAUUGCUGACUACAGGAAGGAUUCUAAAAACCUGGGUGAGAAAUGGAAAAAAGGAGUUCCAAUCGAAGUCAUCCCGAUGGCUUAUGUGCCGGUGACCAGGGCGAUCGUCGCUAAGUAUGGAGGGAAUGUUGAGCUACGAAUGGCUGUCAGCAAAGCAGGUCCAGUGGUAACGGAUAACGGGAACUUUAUCCUGGACUGGAAGUUUGGUACUAUUUCCAAUUGGAAAGAUGUCAAUGUGGGCAUUAAAAUGAUCCCAGGAGUGGUGGAGACGGGUCUAUUCAUCAAUAUGGUGGAGCGAGUUUACUUUGGACUGGAAGAUGGAGCUGUCUGCUUUCGGGACAGACAGUCACACUGACGAAGCACAAGAGGAACCAAGUCUUCCGUUGAAUGUGAAGAACACUUUGCCUUAAACUUUCUGAUUUAAUAUGUUAUCCUGCCAAAUAUCUUAUUUACUAUUUUUUUUAAAGUUCUUUUUAUGCAGCUCCUGACAGAUCCUCAGCCCUUGCUGGAGUAGCUGUUUACAGCUGCCUUAGAGUUAUUCUGUCCGGUAGGGGCUACACAGAUUCCUACCUCAGCCUCCAUGCUGUUGACUACACAGCCUGGGGAUGUUGUGGGUUAUCUCUCUGCUUUGGUCACAUGAAGAUUACCUAAGAGCAGGCUGAGAUGUAACCCCUGUAACGGGGCAGCAUGUGCCCUUGAGAAUCCUUCCAGAUUACAAACCACCCCUGCAGACCUGGGUCACUGCCUUCUGGAGAGGAGAUGAUGAAAUGUACAGUAGAUCUUUGGAAAUGCUGUGGAGUUUGCUCUUCACUGUCAUCUGGUCUUGCACUGCUGGUGACCCAAACCAUACCCCAGCUCCCGAUAGAGACACUGGUGAAGGGAAGUAAAUUAAUGCCUGUACAUGCUGACAUUUAAGCUGGGGUGAGGGAUUUGUGUGCGGAACCCAGGCCGUGUGUAUUCCCACCCACUUUUAUUACUGAGCUCACUGCCUGUUGUUGCCAGGUACUGGUUAUUGACCACAGUGUUAAAAGGGGCAUAUCAUUGUCUGGGGAAGGAAGGGUUAUGGUUCCUGCCAGUGAGACGCUCCCUCUGACAUCGGACAAUCCCAGGGCAAGUAUUAAUUCACUGAAGACAUAAUUCCCCGGGUGAGGGGGUAUUCCUUUGUAUGUAGCACCCUGUGAAUCAGUAAUUGUUAUUUUGGGACUGACUUCUUAUUUACAGUUGUCAAUGUCAUUCAACCAUUCUCUUGGACCCAGUCAUGGGCUCAGUCCUGCUGCUGCCUUAAAGGACCAGUCACCAUAGUCCUGCUUGGUUUGAUGGCUUUGUGUUCAGUGUUUAUUGUUCCUGCUUCUUGCCCAGCCUGCAGCUGACUGGUGUUUGGCAAGUUUUUGAGAAAUUCUCAGUUGAUCGAUUCAACACAAAUCAAAAUACCUUUUUUUAAAAAGGAAAAAUAAUUGAUAUAAAUGCAUCAUUUUGGAGAUUUGCCAUUCUUGUAUUUUUUUUUCUGUUUUAUUUUAAAUACAUCACUGAACACAC
Molecule: messenger RNA, 2032 nt
Organism: Pristis pectinata (smalltooth sawfish)
Lineage: Eukaryota; Metazoa; Chordata; Chondrichthyes; Rhinopristiformes; Pristidae
Gene: rpia
Product: ribose 5-phosphate isomerase A (ribose 5-phosphate epimerase)
Exons: 9
Coding region: 33-851 (272 amino acids)
Biological process (GO): D-ribose metabolic process; pentose-phosphate shunt, non-oxidative branch
Cellular component (GO): intracellular membrane-bounded organelle
Molecular function (GO): ribose-5-phosphate isomerase activity
Source: RefSeq, a predicted model, not a curated record